Messenger RNA from Spizellomyces punctatus DAOM BR117, 444 nucleotides. RefSeq lists its product as uncharacterized. The transcript has 4 exons. The coding region runs from base 1 to 444 and encodes 147 amino acids. The record is from RefSeq and is a predicted model, not a curated record. Lineage: Eukaryota; Fungi; Chytridiomycota; Chytridiomycetes; Spizellomycetales; Spizellomycetaceae.
AUGAAUGCUGAAGAUGCAUACAAGGCAAAAUAUAAAGCAAUGAAGGAGAAGGUCAAAGACAUGGAGAGGGAGUAUGAUCGGUUGAAUAUCCAGCUAGCCAAAAUUAAUGCCAGUAUUCGACGAAUAAAAUUGGAAAAGAGGUUUGUGAUAAAGACACCUUUUGGCUAUUGUGGACUGCUCCAAGCUCAACUUUGCAAACCGUCCGGUAUUUUUCAGCUUCCUUUGGGAGAGGUCCGAAGGUGUAAACCACAUAUCAGGAUCAACAACCGCUAUGGAGCACGGAGUAAGUGGUUUCUCCGACCACCAACCGUCGCAAAUGGCUCAUCACUACACGUUAGUUUGAUGAAAACAAUCGACGAUGAUAUUGACAUGGUGCACUUUGCACUUGCAGAGGGGGUGCCAGGAUUGCCGAUGAAUGGCGAGACCCCAAAACGCAAUAUUUGA